Messenger RNA from Esox lucius (northern pike), 1947 nucleotides. It is a transcript of the gene tpm1, whose product is annotated as tropomyosin 1 (alpha). Gene Ontology annotation, molecular function: actin filament binding. The record is from RefSeq and is a predicted model, not a curated record. The coding region runs from base 109 to 1089 and encodes 326 amino acids. Lineage: Eukaryota; Metazoa; Chordata; Actinopteri; Esociformes; Esocidae. Gene Ontology annotation, biological process: cardiac muscle contraction; actin filament organization. Gene Ontology annotation, cellular component: actin filament. The transcript has 10 exons.
GUUAGUAAAAGCUUGCACUCCAGCGCAGCGUUCAGUUAGGCACAGACACUCAGUCUCUCCUCGGGUCUCUUUUGGAACAUUUGGUGGAGCCAAAAAAAAUAAGCAGCCAUGGAUGCCAUCAAGAAGAAGAUGCAGAUGCUCAAGCUCGACAAGGAGAAUGCCUUGGACAGAGCUGAGCAAGCUGAGGGAGACAAGAAGGCAGCAGAGGACAAGAGCAAACAGUUAGAGGAUGAAAUAAAUGAGUUGGAAAAGAGAUUGCGGAUCACCCAAGAUGAAAGAGAUAAAGUGCUUGAUGAGUUCCAAGGCGCCGAGGAAAAGUUGCUGAGCGCGGAGGAGGUGGCCGCCAAGCUUGAGGAUGACUUGGUAGCUCUGCAGAAGAAACUGAAGGGAACAGAGGAUGAGCUGGACAAGUACUCAGAGUCUCUUAAGGAUGCCCAGGAGAAACUUGAGCUGGCUGAGAAGAAAGCCACCGACGCUGAGGCCGAUGUCGCUUCCCUGAACAGACGUAUCCAGCUGGUUGAGGAGGAGUUGGACCGUGCUCAGGAGCGCCUGGCAACCGCCCUGACCAAGCUCGAGGAGGCUGAGAAGGCUGCUGAUGAGUCCGAGAGAGGCAUGAAGGUUAUUGAGAACAGGGCCUCAAAGGAUGAGGAGAAGUUGGAGCUGCAGGAGAUCCAGCUGAAGGAGGCCAAGCACAUCGCUGAGGAGGCUGACCGCAAAUAUGAGGAGGUUGCCCGUAAGCUCGUCAUCAUUGAGAGUGAUCUGGAGCGCACAGAGGAGCGUGCUGAGCUUUCAGAAGGCAAAUGCUCUGAACUUGAGGAAGAGUUGAAAACUGUGACCAACAACCUGAAGUCACUGGAGGCCCAGGCUGAGAAGUACUCACAGAAGGAGGAUAAGUACGAGGAGGAGAUCAAGGUCCUCACUGACAAGCUGAAGGAGGCUGAAACUCGUGCUGAGUUCGCUGAGAGAUCAGUAGCCAAGCUUGAGAAGACCAUUGAUGACUUGGAAGAGAAACUGGCGCAUGCUAAAGAAGAGAACCUUGAUAUGCACCAGAUGCUGGACCAGACCCUAAUGGAACUAAAUAACAUGUGAAAGCCUGGUUGACCCACUAUAGUUUUGACUUUUAGUAUUUGCACCUAGCUUGCCAUGAACCUUACUUGAUUCCAUAUCCAUGGUCAGGAACAAAUAAUCCAGUGCUUUUCUUUUUGCGCCAUCCUGCUUUCAAAAGAACUCAACAAGGGAGCAAAACUAAAGGAAAGUUAAACCAUUUCCUUAUUGAAACCUUGCCCGCUCACUUAUGGUGUUAGCAUUUAGUAAUUUUUUGUUUUUGACAAGUUAUCAGGUGAAAUUGUGCCAUUUGCUACGAAGGUUGUUUUAUCUGCAUUUGCUAGAUUAAAGGUAAUUACUCUGGUACAUACUCAUUUCACCCUGGUUAUGCGCAUAACAUACAUUCUCAUCAAAACCGUGAAGAAAUGUUGCACUUCAUUAAACCUCAGUGUAUGCACAUUUUCAGUAGUGUAGAAAACCCAUCUGUUAUUCCUUUUCAAAGUUUUCCCAGAAGUGUAAGUGUAUAUUGGAUAAGCCUGUCCACAUGUAUAUUGGUGCUACUGUGUUGUCAAGCAGUUUGGGGAAACUUUUAGAACCUUUUUAGACCUUUUUUGGCCACUUAAUCCUAGCCUGGCUAGAAAGGGAUUUACUUAAACUCCCAACAUAUUUAUUUUUCUUUUGAACCAGAAAUUCAUUACAAAAUUUAAGGUGUAAUUGUCUUGCAAAAACCAUUCCGGUUCUUAGUUAAUUUUUUCCUAUUGUUUAAAUCAGUUUUUGAAAAUAUUUCAUAUCGAAAUGAUUUCAGUCAGUGUUUGUGCUAUUGUUUUACUGAUUGUAGAUGUUUUAAAUGUAUAUCAUAUCUAGAAUGUAUAGAAUAAUUACUGAAUAAAACCACACAGUUUG